Messenger RNA from Mercurialis annua (annual mercury), 1432 nucleotides. RefSeq lists its product as uncharacterized. NCBI's taxonomy places the organism in Eukaryota, Viridiplantae, Streptophyta, Magnoliopsida, Malpighiales, Euphorbiaceae. The coding region runs from base 246 to 1271 and encodes 341 amino acids. The transcript is spliced from 5 exons. The record is from RefSeq and is a predicted model, not a curated record.
UACCCAAUCUUUAAGCAACAUCCUUAAAUCGUCGAAAAGCUACAUUAGAUAUUAAAAUGGUACACGUUUUGAGUUAUUGUAGUAACAUCUACUAAAUGAAGUUGUCGUCAUCGUAUGGAUCACAUUCUCCAACGAGUCACCGUUUGUCUUGUUCGAUCAAGAAUCAGACUUGUUAAGAAGAGCAGUUUCUUCAAGUGUAUAAAUGGAAGUUAGACCAGCUAACAAAUUUAUCACUUCCUGUCUAAAUGAUUGGACCAGUAGCAGUAGCUGUAGCUGUUUGUGUUCUGGGUUGGGUUUAUCCGUCGCUGAAACCCCCGGCUCCAAAGAUAUGUGGAUCUCCGGGCGAUCCGCCGGUCACUUCUCCGAGAGUUAAGCUCAGUGAUGGGAGGCAUUUGGCCUAUAGGGAGAAGGGAGUUCCUAAAGAAGAGGCUAAAUACAAGAUCAUUCUAGUUCAUGGCUUUAACAGCUCAAAGGAUCUCAAUUUACCUGUCUCUAAGGAACUUAUAGAGGAGUUAAGGAUAUACUUCCUUUCAUUCGAUAGAGCAGGUUACGGAGAGAGUGAUCCUUUUCCAUCACGAUCUGUGAAAACUGAAGCUUAUGAUAUUCAAGAACUUGCAGACAAAUUGCAGAUUGGUCCAAAAUUUUAUGUAAUUGGAGUUUCAAUGGGAGCCUAUCCCAUAUAUAGUUGCCUAAAAUAUAUACCACACAGGUUGGCCGGAGUAUCCCUCGUAGUUCCAUUUGUACACUACUGGUGGCCUCGUCUCCCAGCCGAUGUCUCCAGAGAAGGGUUACAAAGGCUUCAAAAAUCUGAUCGUUGGACGUUUCAGGUUGCUCGCUAUGCACCUUGGUUAUUUUACUGGUGGAUGACCCAGAAAUGGUUUCCUUCAUUGAGCAUAAUGGCAGGAAAUGCAGCAGUCUUUUGCCCAAAAGAUAUGGAGAUUAUUCAGAAGCGGUCUGAAACACCAAGCACUGGUCAGGAAACGAAGGUUCGACAACAAGGUGAUCAUGAAAGUUUAUAUAGAGACAUUAUAGCUGGUUAUAGUAAAUGGGAAUUUGAUCCCUUAGAUAUAUCUAAUCCUUUUCCUAACAACGAAGGGUCAGUACAUAUUUGGCAAGGUUAUGAAGACAGAAUCAUUCCUUAUCAAAUAAAUCGAUACAUCUCAGACAAACUUCCAUGGAUUCAUUAUCAUGAAGUUCCUGAUGCUGGACAUUUGUUGAUCUACAAGAAUGACUUAUGUGAAGAUAUUAUUAAGUCGCUUUUACUCGGAUGAACUGCAUAUGUAGCACGGAUACGGAUAUAGAAAAAUAGAACAUUUGGAGAUAAAUACAGUGAAAUAGUGUUAUUUUUAAGUUGCUUAUGUCAAAAAUAAAGUUUCAUGUUCGAAACGUAAAAUGUUGAAUAAAUGAAGUGGGUGUGCUAAUUAGUGGAUCA